AUGGAUACUAUCCUCGCCCUCGCUAGCAGCGGCCUAGCCAGCAUCGUCGACAAGCUUGACGCUGCCAUCGUCGGCAACCUUCUCAACGAGGCCAAGGCGGCCAGCUCUGCUACCUCCGACGCAGUCCCUGCCGCCCCAGUCUUCCCUAUCUCAGCCCCCUCUUUGGACUCGGCUACAACUAAAUAUGUUGUCGAAGACGACAAUUCUUCCAACGCCGCGCUGCCAGGUAGCCCUUCAACAAACUAG
Messenger RNA from Drechmeria coniospora, 246 nucleotides. RefSeq lists its product as uncharacterized. The record is from RefSeq and is a predicted model, not a curated record. The transcript has 2 exons. Lineage: Eukaryota; Fungi; Ascomycota; Sordariomycetes; Hypocreales; Ophiocordycipitaceae. The coding region runs from base 1 to 246 and encodes 81 amino acids.